Messenger RNA from Saccostrea echinata, 5209 nucleotides. RefSeq lists its product as uncharacterized. The transcript is spliced from 5 exons. The record is from RefSeq and is a predicted model, not a curated record. Bases 162 to 2273 code for a protein of 703 amino acids. Lineage: Eukaryota; Metazoa; Mollusca; Bivalvia; Ostreida; Ostreidae.
UGAAAACGUCGAAAUCGGAAAGUACAACCAUGAAAAAUAUGUCGCAUGAUAUUAGAACGACCUGUUAGCGGAAGUUGACAGCAUGCAGGUGUGACGUCAGAGGGAAAACAGAAACAAGAUGGAAAACUAAGUAAGACAGGUGCGUAAUAAGCCGUGUUAUCAUGAUGAAUUCUGACCUGAUUACCCCUAAAUUUGAAGCUGAUGAUGAAGGGAGUAUGAACGACGACGAACCUGAAGUUGUCAUUAGGACAGGAAUUAACUAUUUCAAAGACUACGUGAGUGCGAAGGGACACAGUUUGCAGAGCCUGGCGAUGAUGCCGCCCGCUCAGAUUGCAGAUUAUCUGAAAGAUUUCUACACAACUAUGAAGUCACAGGACGUCGAGCCUUUUCCGUCAUCUUUGAAGUACAUAAGAACCGGCCUACAAAAGUAUUUCAUGAAGCAUCAUGGUAUAGACAUUGUGAAAGACAGAGAUUUUGUGCAUGCGAACAGUGUUUUUGAUGUCACAGUGAAACAGGUUCCAAGGCGGUGUCACAGACUCCGGAUAGAAUUCGAAGAUUUGAGAAAACUGUACAUGGGUCCAGCUCUGGACCUCGAUCAGCCAGAUACCUUGCAGAACAAAGUCUUUUUUGAUGUCAAUUUGUACAUUUGCAAUCGUGGAAAAGACUUUCUAAGAGUGAUGUCGAAAUCUGACUUUGAAGUUGCAACAGAUAUGGAGGGUAGACGUUAUGUUUGGCUGAAGUAUAAUUCCAAAUUUAGCUUUAAAGAAUUGAUUGGAGGGCUGAGCGAGAACGACUCGGUCAUCCAUGGGAAUCAGAUAGGGGAACGCAUGUAUGAACGCCCAGGUGAUCCUAAAUGUCCCGUGGCCUCAUUCCUCCAGUACUUAACACAUCUCCACCCAAUGACAGAGGCUUUCUGGCAAAGGCCGAAGCGGAACUUUGUCUCUGAGGACUACGUUUGGUACGACAACACUCCACUGGGAAACAGCACAAUCAGCAAAAUCAUGACCCGUACUUGUCAGAUGGCAGGGUUGUUCGAGAACUACACAAACCAUGCCAUCAAGAGUACAUACGUACCGGUCAUAGAAAACAUCUGCCUGGAGGCGGCCAGAAAGUCGCAGAUGGAGGGGAGCAGGAACUCCCCGCCCCUUCAGCAGCGGAGACAGGUCUCAAGGACCGACUCAGGGAUUGGGGAGGGGUCAGUGUGCUCGGACUUCAAGGAUGGCCAGACAGAUGACCUUGAUGAGGCUAAAGAUGGACUACGCCAGGCUAAAAUGAAAGUCCUGGAUGUUGUUCACGGCCUGGAGGUGAGGGAUAUCCGUACUUUUGUGGAAUGGCUGAAGACCUUUAGGGUGGAGUAUGACGGAGGGGGUCUGAUGGUUAUGUGUAGCCCAGUGGACCAAAACAACAGUGAAGUCAUCAAACCAAAAAUAGACCUGGGUCUUGUAAAUGGGGACAGACUGAGAGAAUACUCCCCCACUCCUCCUCUAAAGAACAAGUCUGGAUCCCCAUCUCCCAUGGUUCUUAAAAAUAUUGAUCCCCUGUCCAGGCUUUCCCACCAGGACAGUAGAGAAAAACUGAUGGAGGAUCGAGCAGAAGAUCUAGGGGUAGCUGUUAAGCAGGUGGAUUUUGAGUGUGUGAACAACACAUACUGCUCCACAUCUAGCAUAGAUCCUCUGAAGAUCACAGUACCCAGUGAAAAUUCCGUCCUUCUGUCUGCAGUUUCUGACAAUGUCCAGGUUCUUGUACACAACAAAGACUCACCUUCAGUCAUUCCUGAGCCAUUGAAAUCCCGAAUCUUUUAUUCCCAGCAUGAGAAAGAUGUGGCUGUUUUGUCCAUUCUGAGCAACAAAGAAGGCACCAGCAAAACAGCCAACGCUUCAGCUGCAGCCGUGUCUGAGAAGGUAGACUGCUCUAAAAUACUGCAAGAUAAACACAAGCCAGUAAAGAAGAGAAGUCUUACAGACUUGCAUGCUGGGAUACCUAGGGAGGAAUAUGAAAUGCCCCCCAGAAAGCAGCCAGCCAUGAGUACCAUUCCUCCUUUGAUUCCAAAAUGUCAGCAGACAUCCGAGUUUAAGCCCACUUCUAUUUACAACGUCCCAAUGCUUAGCCAGGUGCCCCUCUAUGACCGGUUACCGAGAUCCAGGAACAUGCCAUUUGCCCCGGUUCACAGGAGUCACAGUAGUCCACUGAUUACAUUUGCAAACAGUGCUCCUUCCACGGUGUUGAGAAACCCUGGUGAAAAUGGAGAUAUCAAAAGGGAACAGAACAAAUAAUGUCAGAAUUUUCAUAUGAAAAAUACAGAAGAAAAAAAUGAACACGUGAGCCAGUAUCUGUGAAGGUUGACGUGAACUAAUCACAAACAAUAUAGUGAUGAAUGCUGAGGUUUAUCAGAGCAAAGGUUGUUGGUGAAAGAACAUUUAUAAUUACUGUUAUAUUUUAUAUUAAUUUUAGGUUAAAGUUUAAUUCUUGCUAGAUUGCCAUGCAUUAGAAAACUGGUAUUUGACUGGUUCAGGAUUUGAGUAGGCCUCGUGUCUGGUAUUGUACAUCAGAUCGUGAAUUUAUGUGAAUUUUUACCUGCAUGUUUUCAAACAAAAUACACUGUAAAUGUGUUUAAAAGUCUUGCUUUGAUAUUUCUAUAUUGUUGGGUUUUACAAGACAUACAUAUAAAAAUGUGUGAGAUAUCUUUUUUAAAAUCACCUCUAUUAACAACUUUUGCUGUUUCUUGUUUGUUACAUGUAUCUCUCUUAGCAGAGGAUGAAAAAAUCUUGAGGGUUUAGGACCUUGCAAAGGACUAUGUUGGUCAAACUGAAAGUUCAUUGUACCUUUGAAAUCUUAAUUUGUAGCAGGAAAAUUGUUUGUUUGCUUAUAAUGAGCAAUUUGCUAUGUAAAAAGAUUGUGGUAUUCAUAUCCAAUGGAUUCAGGUCUCAGGCCCCUAGAAGCAGCUUAGUUUAGUUUAUACCUUCUUGAUGAAAAACCCUCUAUCAAAAUUGUAAAUUAUAAAUAUCUAGGUUCAAGGCUCAGGCAAAUGACUCCAGAGAAGGCUGAGUUGAUCAUAUAUUAGAAUAUUUUACAUUUGAAAAAUUCUCCAUUCUUAAAAUUCAGCUAAGCAAACUGUAAGAUAAUGACAUUUAGCUAUGAGGCUCAUCCGAAUUUGUAAAACCCAUGUCUCAUCAGGGAUCAAGAAACUUGCAGGUGACUGUGAAAGACAGAGCCUCUUGUAUAAAAAAGAAAAUUAUGGUGGGUUUUUGUACUGUUAAAGAAGUGACAUGAUCAUUAUGUAAAUCAUCUUUACAUAUACUCAAGUUUUCAUCUUUAUGAAUUCUUGAGAUUUUUAAUUCACUUAGAGAUUUCAAAUAUUGCAUUUUUUUUGAUACUGCAACAGUUAUUUAUUAAAAUGGUUUUGUAAAUAAAAAAUCUUGCAUAGAGCAAGUGUACAUAUGAAUUGCUCAUUUAAUGUACUAAGAAACGUUCUUGUUUUCAAUAUGUAUGUGCAGAUAUAUAAAACAUUUGUAGAUAACCAUGUUUUUCAGAUAUGUAGAUAUUUAACAGCUUGCCUUAUACUGUGUACCUUAGGUUGAAGCCCUGUUGACUGUUAGUAUAUGAUACCUAGUGGUUUUCUAUUGAGUGUGCUAUAAUAUUUAGCAAUUUUCAGAAUUUAAUUAAUCAGCCUGUUCUAUUGCUAGGUAUUACUUAAACACUUUUAUUGAGGUAAUGAGUGUCAUAUUUGUUUGCUUGUCAUGAAAAUAUACUUGUAAUUACAAAAUAUUCCUUAAUGGUUGAUAAUGAUUUACAAACGGUCAAUAACUUCGACAUACUUUUUAAGAUUUGUAAAUUCCAUACCUUUUAGAGUUUUAAAGCCUUUAGAAAUUAGAUGAAGAACUCUGAUGUUAACGAAGAACUGUGAUGUCGUAUCCAUGGUAACACAAAUCUGACAUUCCAUAACAUUUUUUUUUGAUAGUUAUUGGACAUUUGUUACAUGUAUGUACAUAGAAAUAUCAGCUAUUCACUUGUCACUUUAAAGGUUAGAAUUGUUAAAGGUUGAUCAGUAGACCUACCCGGUGAAAAUUAUCCAUUAACUGAAACUUUUUGAAUAUUAAGAUUUUAAGAGGCCAAUUGUGUUUCAUUAGGAUGGUAAAUUCAUGGCUUCAUGAAUUAGCCUGUUCUGGUGCAUAUAUAUAUGUCCCAAUAUAAUCAUCAUAAACAGCCUAUUGCUACUCAUUCCAAGUUCAUAAUGUUAAUUUGUUUUGAUGGGACAUUAAUGUAUUUAAAAGACAUCAUUGUUUAAUCCAUUAUAUAUAUUUGUCCAUACACUAUUCCCGAAACAGUACUUUCCCCCAAAUUUGUCACUGUAAAAGAAAAAGAAUAUAUUUUUUUCUAUUUCUACUAAAGAUUCCUUGAAGCAAACUGUUGUUUGUUCACAUUUAUUUCAAGACAAUAUCUGAAAGAUUGGAAAGGUAAAUAAGGAAAGGAAUAUAGAAGAAAAUGACAUAAAAAAAAAUUGACAUUUAGCUUUUACUUCAUCCUUUUGACUAUUUUCAGUAUUUUAACUUAUUGAGGAAUGCAUAGUUUCUUGCAUUUAUAAGAUGUCUUUCAAAUUUAUUUCUUUGCUUUCACAGAUGCCCUUCUAAAUUUAUUAAGUGUACCAGUGAUUCCUGUUUUGACACACACAGUUUUGGCUUACAAAAUUUUAAGAUUGUUUGCUAAAAUUGUGUCUAGUUAUUGCUAUUGUAACACAACUAUUGAUUGUUAUUUCUAAUGCUGUGAUAUUUCAACUAGAAAAGUUCUGAGAUGAAAAACAAUAACAAAAAAGUUUUCUGAUCACAACAUAUUUUUAGAAGCUUACUAUAAUUGAUAUUUCAGAUGUGUUAUAAAUUAUAUAUUGUACAAUGAAUAUUAAACACCCCAUGCCUUUGUUUGUUGACUGUUUUGUGAUUGUUGAUUAUGAUGUACUUGUACAGUGUUGGUUGAUAGUUUUUCAUGGUACUUGCUAUAUUUUGUACACUUGGUACAGUUGUAGUUAUGUGCAUCAACUAGAGUGCUUGUAUUCUAUGCCAAAUUGUCUUGUAACAUCUUUUGUUUUAUAUGAUGAUUAUUAAAUAUUUUUGUUGUUACAUUGUACCAGUUGUAAAGUCUCUAUAGACUUGUUUUCAUGGCUAGAUGUAAUAUUGUCUCAUUGUUUUAUACAUGUUUAUUAAAAGCCUUCUCAAAA